Messenger RNA from Callorhinchus milii (elephant shark), 1623 nucleotides. RefSeq names its product homeodomain-interacting protein kinase 4-like. Gene Ontology annotation, biological process: peptidyl-threonine phosphorylation; peptidyl-serine phosphorylation. NCBI's taxonomy places the organism in Eukaryota, Metazoa, Chordata, Chondrichthyes, Chimaeriformes, Callorhinchidae. The record is from RefSeq and is a predicted model, not a curated record. Gene Ontology annotation, cellular component: nucleus; cytoplasm. Gene Ontology annotation, molecular function: protein serine/threonine kinase activity; protein tyrosine kinase activity; ATP binding. The annotation marks the transcript as partial. The transcript has 3 exons.
AUGUCUGUCAUCCAUUCCGAGACAGACACCUACGACGUGAUACAGAUCCUCGGCAAAGGCACCUUCGGGGAAGUGGCCAAAUGCUGGAAAAGGAGCACCGGACAUUUCGUAGCGAUAAAGAUUCUCAAAAGCGACUCCUAUCGAGCCCGUAUCAUCAAGAACGAGCUGAAGAUGCUGCAAGUCCUGGGUACGGUGGAUCCGGACGAGUUCCACUUCAUCAGAUUCUUCGAGUGCUUCCACGACGACGUUAAGUCCUACCUGGUCUUCGAGCUGAUGCAGCAGAACAUCUUCGAGUACCAGAAGGAGAAUAACUUUGCGAUGCUGCCCGCCCGGCACAUCAGGACCAUCACCACCCAAGUGCUCCGAGCCCUCCAGAAGCUCAAGGACUUGUCCAUCAUCCACGCGGACCUCAAGCCCGAGAACAUCAUGAUCAUCGACCAGAAGCGCUUUCCCUUCCGAGUAAAGCUCAUCGAUUUCGGCUCCGCGAGUAUAUUCCACGAAGUCCGUUACGUCAAAGAACCCUACAUCCAAUCCAGGUUCUACCGCUCCCCGGAGAUCUUAUUGGGGUUACCCUUCUGCGAGAAGGUGGACAUGUGGUCUCUGGGUUGCGUUAUGGCCGAACUGCACCUGGGAUGGCCUCUGUACCCGGGGAACAGCGAGUACGACCAGAUCCGCUACGUGGUGGAGACCCAGGGGCUGCCCAAGGACCACCUGCUCAACGCGGCCACCAAAGCCCACCACUUCUUCCGCCGCAGCCCCCGGCAGAACGCCUCGCACCAGUGGCAGCUGAAGAGCGCAGCCGACUACCAGGCGGAGACCCUGGUCCAGCCCCUGGAGAGGAGGAAGUACAUCGUCAAGUCGCUGGACCAGCUCGAGACGGUCUCGGGCCACAAGAACCUCCUGCAGGACAACAACGAGGCCUCGGCCGAGCUCCAGGACCGCAAGAACAUGACGGAGCUGAUCAAGCGCAUGUUGACGCUGGAUUCCCACGAGCGCAUCACCCCGAGCGCGGGCCUGAAGCACCCGUACGUGACCCUGCAGCAGCUCAAGCUGUCCCACGAGCGCACCAAGUACUACGAGCUCUCGGUCCAGGGGCUCAACGCAGCCCUGAGCCACGAGCGAGGACGGCUGCUGUCCGCCCGGCAGUUCUACAGCGAGGAGGGGUAUUACCCCAGCCCGGAGUUCUACGGGGUCGGGGGCGUCGGGGUCGGGGGCGUCGGGGUCGGGGGGCUGGGCAGGCCGGUGCCCCCCAACUUAGCGGCCAUCACCUCCGUCCAAAGGGCCAUCGACAAGAUGGACAGCCUGACCAUCGAGGAGCCCGGGAGGGAGGUUGGCAUCAAGGUCUGGCCCGAGGCCAACCCGAGCUUCCAGCCGUCCACCUCCAAGGCGGGCAGCGCCAGCAACUGCCCCUCCCACUCCUACCACCAGGGGGCGUCCUACCGCUCGACCCGCCCGGCCCACCGGCACCGCAAGGAGCCCGGGGUGGGCUUCUACGGCAGCCGGUGCUCGGCCAAGCAGCGCAAAGCCCCCCGGCACUCCAAGUCGGACCCCGCUUUCGGGAACGUGGUGCUGCUCGGUCAGGGGGCAGCGGUCGAGGUGAUCGGUUGGGACGAGGACGAGGCC